AUGGAUAUCGAUCACGUGCCUACGGAUGCCAGGUCCAAGGAGGUCGUCCGGCUCUGGCGAGCGUGGAGGACCGUCCAUGAGAUGGUUGCGGAUCGAGAAUACGAGCUCGCCGAGGAGGAAGUCAAGAUCUCGCUCGACCGCUUCCGCGACGAGUACUGCAACCCCGACGGCUCCAUCAACCGCGCAAAGCUCCAGUUCUCCGCCCGUCCCAGCGAGUCCAUGCUGAGAAAGUUCACCCCCCCAGCCACGGCCGACAAGCCCGACCCAGUCCCGGACUGCGGCCCCAUCUGGGUCGAGUUCCUUGCCGACAAGACCUUCGGCGUGAGCCAGAUCCGCCAGUUCGCGACGUACGUCAUCACCAACCACUACAAGACGGGCAUCAUGGUCACCCACGUGCCCCUGUCUCCCGCCGCCCGCAAGUCGCUCGCCAGCGUCGAGUCCCUGGCCAAGAUCGAGUGCUUCCUCGAGGACGAUCUGCUUGUCAACAUUACCCACCACGAGCUAGUCCCCAAGCAUGUCCUGCUCUCCCGCGACGAGAAGACUGCCCUCCUCAAGCGGUACCGUCUCAAGGAGACCCAGCUGCCCCGUAUCCUGCAGCGAGAUCCCGUUGCUCGCUACCUGGGCCUCAAAAGAGGCCAGGUCGUCAAGAUCAUCCGUAACAGUGAGACGGCCGGACGGUAUGCCAGUUACCGGCUGUGUGUAUAG
Messenger RNA from Fusarium falciforme, 705 nucleotides. RefSeq names its product DNA-directed RNA polymerases I, II, and III subunit RPABC1. Lineage: Eukaryota; Fungi; Ascomycota; Sordariomycetes; Hypocreales; Nectriaceae. Gene Ontology annotation, cellular component: RNA polymerase II, core complex; RNA polymerase III complex; RNA polymerase I complex. The record is from RefSeq and is a predicted model, not a curated record. Bases 1 to 705 code for a protein of 234 amino acids. The transcript has 3 exons. Gene Ontology annotation, biological process: DNA-templated transcription. Gene Ontology annotation, molecular function: DNA-directed RNA polymerase activity; DNA binding.